This is a messenger RNA of Humulus lupulus (European hop), 631 nucleotides long. RefSeq lists its product as uncharacterized. Bases 72 to 380 code for a protein of 102 amino acids. The record is from RefSeq and is a predicted model, not a curated record. NCBI's taxonomy places the organism in Eukaryota, Viridiplantae, Streptophyta, Magnoliopsida, Rosales, Cannabaceae. The transcript has 4 exons.
UUUCCCCCUCUCUAGACUUAGAGAAAACAAAAUCAGCUAAAUCGAAAAAAGAUCACCAUUUGUGGGUUAAUAUGGAGAAUGAUAAUCUGGAUGAGUGGGAGAGAAGAUGCAAUGUUUCUAAAGAAAUGUCCCGUCUGUACGAAGUAUGUUAUGAAGAAAAGAAGAAGGUGGAAGAAUUGCAGCGUCGGAUUGAGAAUUUGGAAAAUGAAAAUAAGGAAAUUAAGGAUAUAAAGGAGAGAGCCCGGUGGGGAAAGAAUGCAGUGAAAUGGUUGAGAAGGCAUAUGAAGGAGCAGAAUCAGGUCAUUGAGAUCUUGCAUGGUGAGAAGUUGAAGCUUAGUGAGAAGUUGACGAGGCUGAGCGCGCGAGAUUCUUCCGUCUAGCUACUUUGUUUGCUGAAAUAAUAGUCUGUUGCUCCAAUUCUCUUUGGUUCUUCUUCUACGUUCUCUUAAAACACGUACUCUCCUCAAGGCAAAGAAUUGCAUAUUUUGUGUGCCAUGUUUAAUUUCCUUGUGCCUUUUUCUCUCUUGUUUUGUAUCUUAAUUUAAUAAUUAAACUCAGCCACAUGCAUGCUCAGCUCAGGCAACUGAGCCUUUAUUAACACAUUAGUAUUAUAAAAGUUGGGAAAAUCUGC